AGACAAUGACAUUCCGUUUCUAUUUUAUAAUUGUUUGUAUUAUUAAUUUAUAUUAUCUAAUAUCGGCUGAAGAAAAACAAAUAGCACCUUUACCUAAGCACGUACUUCCGUCCGGUCGUGUAUUACCACCAAUAGGUUUCGGUACAUUUGGAUGGGGAACACAUUUGAAUGGUCUGACAUCAUAUUUGUCGGCAAUCGAUAACGGGUACCGUUUAAUCGAUACGUGCAGUUUCUACGAUAACAAACUUACAAUAGGUCUGGCCGUCAAACAACAAAUUGCUGCCAAACUGAUCACCCGAAAGGAUGUGUUUAUAAUCAGUAAAAUCUGGAAUACAUUUCACAAAAGUCAAAGUGUUGUCGAAAACAUUAGGGAAGACCUAAAAGAAUUGGGUUUUGACCGAAUCGACGCCGGAUUACUUCAUUAUCCGACUUCAUUUCAACCGGGAAUUAACAAAACACCAAAAUUUGAAAACGGCUCGUAUGUACCAAUGUUUUGGGAGAAAGAUAAGGGAUAUCUAGAGGCCUACCGGGGUCUUGAAGCUGCCUUUCUAUUGGGUCUAAUAGGAAGUAUAGGAUUGUCUAACGUUAAUGUACAUCAAAUCAAUAAGAUCUUAGAGAAUGCAUAUAUACGACCAGUCAUAUUAGAGAUUGAAUGUCAUCCGUUUUACAAAAACGAAAAACUAAUUAAUUUUGGUAAACAAAACAAUAUGUCAGUCAUAUGUUAUGCACCGCUGAGGGGUGGUUCGCAAGAGCUCAAGAAUAACCCGGUGCUCAAAGAGAUAGCUUCCAAACACAACCAAAAUGUACAACAGGUAGCCCUGCGCUGGAAUAUGCAAAGGGGAACCAUUGUUAUCCCCAGAUCUCACAAUAAGAUCCAUCAAUUGGAGAACAUUAAGUCUCAAAAUUUUGUAUUGGAUGAAAAUGACAUGGACAAAAUUAACAAUUUACCUGAUCUCAAAAAAUUGAUGAAUAUUAGUGGCCUACAAACUCAUCCGGACUAUCCAUUUGGACCGGGAUAUGAUACUGAACCUUAA
Messenger RNA from Oppia nitens, 1034 nucleotides. RefSeq names its product 1,5-anhydro-D-fructose reductase-like. The record is from RefSeq and is a predicted model, not a curated record. Gene Ontology annotation, molecular function: oxidoreductase activity. The transcript is spliced from 4 exons. The coding region runs from base 6 to 1034 and encodes 342 amino acids. Lineage: Eukaryota; Metazoa; Arthropoda; Arachnida; Sarcoptiformes; Oppiidae.